Molecule: messenger RNA, 655 nt
Organism: Galeopterus variegatus (Sunda flying lemur)
Lineage: Eukaryota; Metazoa; Chordata; Mammalia; Dermoptera; Cynocephalidae
Gene: IL1RN
Product: interleukin 1 receptor antagonist
Exons: 4
Coding region: 1-534 (177 amino acids)
Biological process (GO): inflammatory response to antigenic stimulus; negative regulation of interleukin-1-mediated signaling pathway
Molecular function (GO): interleukin-1 receptor antagonist activity; cytokine activity; interleukin-1 receptor binding
Source: RefSeq, a predicted model, not a curated record
AUGGAAAUCUGCAGGGGCUCCCGCAGCUACCUAAUCUCUCUCCUCCUCUUCCUCUUCCAUUCAGAUGCAAUCUGCCACCCCUCCGGAAAGAGACCCUACAAGAUGCAAACCUUCAGAAUCUGGGACAUUAACCAGAAGACCUUCUACCUGAGGAACAACCAACUGAUUGCUGGAUACUUGCAAGGACCAAAUACUAAAUUAGAAGAAAAGAUAGAUGUGGUGCCCAUUGAUCCUCACGUUGUGUUCCUGGGGAUCCACGAAGGGAAGCUGAGCCUGUCCUGUGUCAAGUCUGGGGAUGAGACCAGGCUCCAGCUGGAGGCGGUUAACAUCACGGACCUGAACAAGGACAAGGAGCAGGACAAGCGCUUCACCUUCAUCUGCUCAGAGAACGGCCCCACCACCAGCUUUGAGUCAGCCGCCUGCCCGGGCUGGUUCCUCUGCACGGCGCUGGAAGCUGAUCGGCCCGUCGGCAUCACCAACAAGCCCGAAGAACCCACGACGGUCACCAAGUUCUACUUCCAACAGGACCAGUAGCACUGUCCAGACCUGCCCGGCCCCACCCCAGCUCACGGAUAAGUCUGGGGCCUGCCUCCCCACCCCUGCCUGGGGCUCCUGGCCAGCUUGGGUCUCUGAUGAGCAGCCUUUGUGGGCUGGA